Messenger RNA from Periophthalmus magnuspinnatus, 1784 nucleotides. RefSeq names its product interleukin 15 receptor subunit alpha (gene il15ra). The transcript is spliced from 9 exons. Gene Ontology annotation, molecular function: interleukin-15 receptor activity. The record is from RefSeq and is a predicted model, not a curated record. Bases 127 to 960 code for a protein of 277 amino acids. Gene Ontology annotation, cellular component: plasma membrane. Gene Ontology annotation, biological process: interleukin-15-mediated signaling pathway. NCBI's taxonomy places the organism in Eukaryota, Metazoa, Chordata, Actinopteri, Gobiiformes, Gobiidae.
AGGAGUGAAAGCGAAAGUCUGUGGGUACGAUACUGGCGGUGUAGGAUUUCACAAAGCGAGAAUGAUGUCGAUAGGACUAGACUUCGGUGGCAGGAAUGAUUUGACUCUACUCCUCGCUCAACUCAAAUGGAUCCAGGCGUAUUAGCACCUUGUCCGUGCAUGAAACGCGCAUUUAUUGGGGUGUACCUGCUGCUGUGGUAUAUGUGCUACUCCGCAGACCACAGCUGUCCUUGCGCAGAUAUCCCCAUCCCUCCACAUAACCUAACUAAGCCUCCAGUAUGGAACUGCUCCAACAGUAACAGUUUCCGUUACACGUGCAUCGAUGGAUAUGUGAGGAAAGUGGGGACCUCCAAUCUCAUCCGGUGUGUGGACAACAAGUGGACCCAACCCAAACUUGAAUGUAUAGACGACCCAAAGAAAGCAAGACCAAAAACCACUAAAUCUCCCACUUCAUUUGUGACUCCAAGCACCAUUUCAUCAGUGAGCUCAGAAACACAUCUAGAGACCACCUCCACUGCUCCUCCCCCACAGUACACUCUAACAUCUCCCACUUCGGCUGUGACUUCAAACGUACAUGUCAACUCCUCAGAGACCACCUCCACUUUCCCGCCUCCACAACACACUCCAGACAUUCCAAGCACAGCUUCAUCUCCACUGAUUCCUCAUUCAACUUCAACCAUCUCCUUCCCCGCAACCACAUCCAGGCCUAGUAACGUGAGCAGAACUACAUCUCCCAGCAGCCACUCCGGCAACGACACUUCUCUCUCUAUACAGGAAACCCAGUCUGUGGUCACUAGUGUCUUGUCAGUCGUAAUACUGCUCAUCAUCCUGGCAGCAAGCGCAGCAGGCUUUUGGUUAUACAAACGGAAAUCAAGAAACAGAACUCAAAGACCCCACACAGAAAGACCAAUAUCAGGGGAGGAAACUAUACCCAUGCAUCAACAAAACAGGAACACUUAAGGGCUACAGCGUAUCUCAUAGGAAACCUAAAUGUACACAACACAAUACUGGACUGACCACUGGCAUAUUUAUGUGUUUUAUGUAUUGUGCAUGAACAUUUUUGCUGAAUUUAAUCCAAGAAAUACAUUGAAGGUUAUUGUGUUGGUCAUGAAAAACUAUUAAAAUAAUUGUGAUGAAUAUACAAGAGAGCCUUUCUAUAAACCUAAACCUUUCAUUUUCAUGGAGACAAGCAGAUGAAGCCUUGUGAGCACAAAAGUAUGUUCCUGAAAAGACCCACUGUACAGUUUGAAGAGAGUGUUAUGUAAUAAAACUAUUGCACAAUUUCCCUCUUGUUUUUCUCUUUCCCCCAUCACAAAGUGUUAAAUUACCCACUCCCUUCUUGCAUUUAUUAAAAGGUUUAUUAAAUGUUAUUUUUCCCCUUUUCCUUUUCCAGCUUAUUAGUAAUCAAUUUAUAACAUCCAUCCAUCCAUUUUCUUCUGCUUAUCCGUGGCCGGGUCGCGGGGGCAGCAGUCUAAGCAGGGACUCCCAGACUUCCCUCACCCCGGACACGUCCUCCAGCGGGACCCCAAGGCGUUCCCAGGCCAUAUAACAUGCAAUUUUUUUUUUUCUUUUCGCUUACUAUUUUUCACUUUUUUUGUCAGUUUCUUGCUUUUUCUACUUUCCUUACUUAGCAUUUAUUAUUACUAUUUAUGUAUGGAACCUCACUAAAUGAUUUAUUUUUUAAAUGUUCCGCCCUUUCUCUCUUCUUUAGUUUUCUUUUUCUGUUUUAUUACUUAUCUACCCAUACACACACACUUGUGUGGAAUAAAAUUGCAUUAAGAGUG